CGCAGCAUGGCCAACAGCUACAACAAGGUCGACAACCAGGGCGCUCUCAUGGGCAACUGGGUCGAAGAAGAGGCGCUGCGCGACCGAACAGGCCACUCGCGCUACAAGACGUGGGACCCGAAGGAAGGUAUGGGCCUCUCGCACCCCCGCGUCAUCGCCCACUCGAGUGCGACCGAGGCCAAAGACUACCGCGCGGCCUCGCGCACGACGCCGUACUGCGAGGACUUUGUCAUUCCCAGCAGUGUCGGACCGCGCGAGCGCCGGCGCCUUGAGGAGCUUCACGCCCAAGCCAAAGCGCUCAAGAUCGCAAUGGACGGCGAGCCCGAGGACGUGAGCGUGAAAGAGUCGACGGCGCACGCGUCCUUCAAGGCCGCCGAGAACGAGUACCUCGUGCAUGGCAUCACGCGCGUCGCUCCGCGCGGCAAAGGCGGCUUUAAAGACUACGAUCCGUCGAUCGUGGGCAAGACGCGGGGCGAGGUGGCCGCCAUGGAUGCCGCCAAGCUUCAAGUACACAAGGAGACGCCGCACUGUGCGACUGUGACCAAGUACACGCACGCGAUCACGUCGGGCGAGGGGUUAGGGUUUCCGCUGACUGCCGCCGAGCCAGGACGCAAUCCAUUCGGCAAGUCGACGGGCUUUUCCAACGACAUUUACGACACACGCGUUCGCCACGCGGAAGCCAGCUACCCCGGCGCCGAGACGAUUCUGGGUAGCGGUUUGAACCUUCAUGCGCGCUCGGCGGUCUCCAAGCUACAGCAGUGGGCCCAAGCCCCCGACAAACGGCGAGCGCUAGUUAAAGUCGGGUUGGACGUGCAGGGCGAUAUAUCGCUCAAAGAGCUGCUCCUGGCACUGCAUGAGAUUGGCGUCACGGUCCCAGACAAGGACAUUCAGCAGUUAUUUGUCUCGUUGGACAAGAACCAGGGCGGGGCGAUCGAGUGGACAGCGUUUGAAGCGCUCGUGCUGAAUUUGUAGCUAUCGGCAAUAGUGUACACGUUUAUAUGCUUGGAAACACAUGCAGCGGUUUAUUCUGCAGAACA
Molecule: messenger RNA, 1037 nt
Organism: Saprolegnia diclina VS20
Lineage: Eukaryota; Oomycota; Saprolegniomycetes; Saprolegniales; Saprolegniaceae
Exons: 6
Coding region: 7-972 (321 amino acids)
Molecular function (GO): calcium ion binding
Source: RefSeq, a predicted model, not a curated record